CUCGCUGUUCGAACUGUCAACACGCACUUUUCUAACGCUCCGUGUUUGGACGGUUGUUUCCGAUAAUUAUCGCGGUUUUCUCAUCGUUUUAAGCGUGUGCAGCUUACCAGUCACUCUGCUCACCUGGCUUAUCGAUACAUUCAGUGUUUUCCGUGUAAAUUCAUCGUGUGGCUUCUGUUUGAUUGGCUUUUGUUAAGUGGCGCCUAUCUUCGGUCAUUGUCAUAGCGAUCUCUUCAAUGGCUGACCAGUGUUUAUCGUGUACGAGAGCGGCGGCGCCUGAGGACCCAUCAUACAGGUGUGAUGGUUUUUGUAAGCGUUGGUCCCACCGUUCGUGCCUGGGUGUGAGUAGCGCCGUAUUCAAGGAGCUGACCAAAGGAAGCGCGCAGUUCCUCUGGUUGUGCUCCAGCUGUGCUGAGCUACGUUGCAGCGGUCGCUCUGUUGUGAUAGCGGAAUUGAGUGCUGCACUGACGGAUCUCAGAACUCAGCUUAUGGAAGAGUUUGAGUCACGGUUAACUGCUGCAUCGGAGAGAAUUAAAGGUUCUGUGCUUGGAUCACUCUCGCAUCUCAUCAACGUUCGUCACCCUCCCCAUGCCUCAUCAUCAACCAUCACGCGGACUGCCCUAGCCACAAACACCUCUGCAUCAACCACUCACACACCUCCUGUUGAUAGCACUAAUCCAGCGAAACGCCGGCUGAUUGACCGAUCUCCACCGUCUGAUGUGAUGUCGCCCCCGCCCACACUACUUACCGGUACUGCCCCGAUUACAUCUGCAUCUCACGCCGCACUAUUGCUUCCACCAGAAACGCCUAAAUUCUGGCUGUAUCUUUCCCGGUGCCGUCCACUGGCUACGGUACAAGAAGUGCAGGCAUUUGUUAAGGAGCAACUCGGUGUGGAUGAUGUCAUUGCUAGGAAGCUGGUACCGGCCAAUCGAGAUCUCAGCACUCUGACCUUUUCUUCGUUUAAGGUCGGCUUGUCGCUUGAGCUUCGCGAGCGAGCGCUGUCUCGUUCCUCGUGGCCCGUGGGUACAGUGUUCAAGGAGUUUUCGGAGCGACGCACAAAUAAUCUUACUACACUUUCUCCGUCCGAGGAUCGCCUCGUUAAAAUUGCCGGUGCACCACACGCGGUCGCAGAUCAACUGGAAGGCAUGGCUCAGCCUAACGAUCCUAGCACGACUACAUUCAGUUCCAGAUUAACCCAUAACAUCAACACCAACACAACAGUCAGCUGUGUUAACCAAUUACACACCUCACCAUCCAGUGAUGACACCUCGAGUUCAUCGUCUCCAACACCACCCCAGUUAUUGCAAUAACAACAACUGUAAC
Messenger RNA from Anopheles funestus (African malaria mosquito), 1323 nucleotides. RefSeq lists its product as uncharacterized. The record is from RefSeq and is a predicted model, not a curated record. The transcript has a single exon. Bases 237 to 1310 code for a protein of 357 amino acids. Lineage: Eukaryota; Metazoa; Arthropoda; Insecta; Diptera; Culicidae.